Molecule: messenger RNA, 1062 nt
Organism: Pistacia vera
Lineage: Eukaryota; Viridiplantae; Streptophyta; Magnoliopsida; Sapindales; Anacardiaceae
Product: ankyrin repeat-containing protein At5g02620-like
Exons: 2
Coding region: 1-1062 (353 amino acids)
Source: RefSeq, a predicted model, not a curated record
AUGAAGCUUGCCAAGUGUCUUAUUGAAAUGGAUACCUCAUGGGAGUCAACUGGUCCCGUCCGGUACAACAUCAGGCCUAAGAUACACAGAUAUGGGGCCAGUCCUACAGUCUUAGCCAUUGAGAAAGAAAUCAUGAACCAAGGAAAGGGAGAAAGAAACGAUGCAGAAAUUCCUUUGUUUCUAGCAGUUAAGGCAGGAUGUAGAGAGAGAGUUGAAGAAAUAUUCAAAACAUACCCUCAAGCAGUUGGUCAUAUUGAUGAUUCAGGACGAACUAUUAUACAUGUAGCAAUCAAGUAUCGCCAGCAAAAGAUUUUUGAGUUUGUAGUUAAGGAAAUGGAAGCAUUCAUGCCCUUUCUGCAAGUUAAGAAUGUGAUAAUCAGCAUACCCCAAUUCCUAGAUCACCAGAAUAAUAUGGGGUUGACCGCAGAAGCGCUAUUUGCUGCUACAAAUAAGGACCUUCGUAUUUCGUCCAAAGAAUGGUUAAAGCGCACGGCGGAAGGAUGCUCAAUAGUGGCAGUUCUCAUUGCUACCGUUGCCUUUGCUGCUGCAUAUACAAUACCAGGAGGUCCUAAUCAGAAUACUGGUUUUCCUGUCCUCAUGAAUCAUCCUUUUUUUACGGUUUUUACCAUAUCUGACAUUCUCUCUCUCACAUUCUCUUUGGCUUCUGUGGUUACUUUUCUCUCUAUCCUCACUUCACCGUUCAGAUUACAAGACUUUAAGCACUCUCUUCCUAAUAAAAUGACGCUAGGCUUCACCUUCCUGUUUCUUUCUGUGUCCAUGAUGAUGAUUGCAUUUGGAGCAACAGUGCUACUCAUGAUAAAAAAGAAGGAAAGUUGGGAACGAGUUAUGCUAUACUCUUUCUCCUUUAUUCCGGUGGGAGUAUUUGGAUUAUCAUAUUUCCCUCUCUAUAUAAGAAAAUCAACAUCAAGAGCUUUGGAAUACUUAACCAGGAAGACUAAGCAGUUAAUUCCUGAGUGUUUUCUAGUUCUACUUACGAAGCUCUAUGCUUUUUUCUGUACCUGUGCUUGUACAACUCCAUCAGCUAGUCAUUCCAUCCCUUGA